AUGAAACUUCAGAUGAAGUGCACAGGUUGUGGCCAUGUUGCGUUUGAGAAAACGGCUAGAUUCUGCAGCCAGUGUGGCCAUCAGCUAUCUGCACAACCAGUCACCAAGGAGCCUGGAAGCUCCAAAAAGGCUGCUGACGCGAAGACCGCUGACCAGGAAGCUCCAAAGGCUGCUGACGCGAAGACCGCUGACCAGGAAGCUCCAAAGGCUGCUGACGCGAAGACCGCUGUCCAGAAAGCUCCAAAGACCGCUGACGCAAAGACCGCUGUCCAGAAAGCUCCAAAGGCUGCUGACGCGAAGAGCACUAAGAACAAGAAAGACGUGGCCAACUCAAAGCAGACGAACCUGGACCAGAAUGCGAACCAGAAUGCUAAGCAGAACCAGACCAGACAGGACAAACAGAAAGGGACAGAUGAUCAGCAGAACCAGGACUCGAAGCAAACCACCGCUGGAAAUAAGAUGGUGUUAGGCUCUCAGAAGAAAUCAGAGGUAAUACGAGGGGACUGGCAUCAGUAUGAUGACAUCAUAUGUGUGGAGCCAUCCAAGAACGUGCUCAAGCGGCUAAAAGAUGCUCUUUGGCCCGAACAAAGGAAAAGUGUCAUCGAAGGCCGAGAAAUCGCAGGGAAGAUUAUGCUAGAGAGCAUAUUUGACCUCCUCAGGAGCUGGACUGACAUUAACCUCAAGAGUUUCCUCAGUCAACUGAAUCAGUUUUACCAGAUCUACGGGAACCCGUCUGUCUAUGAGGAGACACACAAGAAAUGGUGCUCCUUAGACUACGACGAAAAAGAUCUGGACCACGGAGAGUCCACCCGGCUCUGCACCGCCCUGUGCUUGCCCAAGCUGCCCAAAGACUCCUUCCUGCAGUACUGGACCGACUUCGCCCAAGCCGUCUCCGGUCUCAAAAACUUGCCAGACAUGUUGGUGGCUCUGAUCAACAGUGUGAAGACUGAAGGGCCCCGGUGGAUUUUGGUGCUCCCCCUGCUCCACCUCCUCAAGGGAUCCUCCAAACCGUUCACACCCAUAUCUACCACUGUCACCACCAAGUACGAGCAGUCCUGGGCGGGCCUCCAAGGCCUCAAAGCAGGCAACAUGGCACUCAACAGCCAGGAGAGGAGAGCGAUGUUGAAUCUCAUGAAAAACAAUGGCCAUCUGGUUGAGAUGGACAGACUAGUGUCUCGGUCCUGGAUGUGUCUGCUGACCAUAGAGGACCUGAUGGAAUGCAGCGUCAUCAUCAACGUGGAACUGCUGGACCUGCUCCAUGUCUUCACUCUGAGGGCCCCUCAAGAUGUCACCUAUAGCAACAAGCAGUAUGUGUCAGACACUCUCUCACAUAUUCAAAGCAAUCUCAUCGAGGAGAAAUACAGUUGUUUUAGUGAGUCGUAUGGCAGAGACUGCUUGGCAACAGCAGUGAAAUUGCUUGAGAAGAUCUGCAAAGGAGUCCGGUCCACUUCAACCUACACUCAGAACUUCAAAGACAUCCCUGUGGCAUGCAUGAACAUGGUUGUCUCUGUAUCUGAGUUUGCCCGGGCCUUUGAGAAACAGGCAACUAAGGAUGUGGAAAGAGAGCAUAUGCAUGCCAAGGAGCUGGAUCUGCUAUCCGAGGCGAUGGUGAUCGUCAGAUCCUGGAUCGGCAAAACCUUCAGAAGCAAGUCUGAGGGUAAACUCUURGACCGGUUGAAGAUKAACUGGAAGUUUGGRAAACUCAUCUCAGCCAUCAUCCAGAAGUCCUGGCCGAGAAACGAGCGUGGUGAUUACCACGAAGACGACGACGUGGUCUUUCAACACCUGCUCUCCUGGACAGCCGCCAAGAACAUCUUCCAGCUACACGGUGCAGAUGAAAAGCUGAUUGAGCAGCUCUCUGAAGAAGCCAGGGACAGGAUGGCCGUAGCUAUCUCGAUGGCCGUAGCUAUCUCGUCCUUCACUGCCAUCUCCAACCAGCUGGUCCACGGAAACAUCCGGAUCAAACUGCUCAACUCCGUCUUGGAGAAGAAUACCUUCACAGAGCUGCUGAAAAUAGACUGUCUUUCGGAGAAUGAGCGCUACAAGGAGCGCCCCAUGAAAAGGCUGCUAAUGUGUAGGCAGGAGGAGGUGAAAGCUGUCUACCAUGAGAAGGAGCUGGUGGAAGUCCUGCUUACUAUGAGCCGCAAACUACAGGAACAUGUCGUAGUUCAAUUUGAAGGCUUGGAAGCAAGACUACAGACCAACAUUGAAGCAAUGACCCUUGACCAAUUCAUGGGGGUCCAUCCAUUCGAUCAACUGUCUUCUCCAACGCCGGACUACUUUGUAGGACCAGUCGAGAUACACAGCGAUAUUUUUCUUCCUUGCUACGCGAAGUACGAUAAGAUCUACAAAUGCCUGAAGAACGGCAGCCUUCGGCUCGAAGAGGUCGAUACUCUCUUCAAGGCCUACAGGGGCAAGUACGAAGAGCUGGCGCAGGACUUUGAUAUCAUGUGCAGAAACGACAAUCGGAUACAAACAGUGAUCCAGAGAAGGGUGCAGCAGAUUGAGCAGUACCACGAGCUUCACCUGGCUGUGGUUGCUCAGGUCAUCAUGUUGGUCAAGCAGACGCUCAACCUUCAAGGCAACUUCCAAGUCCUGCAGACACUGCUAGAAGUUACGCAUGAGGACUUUAAGAGGGAGCACCUGGAUCGUAUUGACAAUGACCUGAUGCAGACAAAGCUGGUUCUGGUGGACAUUACAGAGCCCCGCAGACUGUGUCUCCAGGAGCUCGGCCUCAGGAAAAACUUUGUUAUCUGGGUUAAAGAGGCUCUUGAAGAUAUCAACGAGCUUAAAGUGUUUGUUGACCUGGCUUAUUCUGCUGGGGAGAAUGACCUCGACGUGGACCGUGUGGCCUGUUUCCAUGAUGCUGUCCUGGGUUACUCUCCGAUGCUGUACGAACUGAAGCCAGACUCCGGUUUCCAGGCCUUCAAGGAGGUGCUGAAAAAGCUGUGGAGGGCAUUGAGUAAUGACAACAACCUCCCAAAGAAGCUACGUGACACAGCGCGCCACCUGGAGUGGUUGAAGACUGUGAAGGACAGCCAUGGAUCUGUGGAACUAUCCUCUCUCUCCUUAGCAUCAGCCAUCAACAGUAAAGGAAUCUACAUCAUCAGUGCCCAGAACCAAAAGAAGUUGAGCCUGGACACGGCCCUGAAACUGCAGAUCCCAGAGGAGCACGACGAGGGCCAUGAGAUGCGCCGUUACUCCCUGGAGGACCUGAGGGAACUGCAGAACAAACUCAUGCUCAUGUCUGGGAAAGGCGACCAGGGCCAGUGUGAGGUGGACCAGUUUGCAGAGGUUUUCGCCAGUGUCCAGAGGCUAGCUGUGGCAUUCAUUGCCCUGUUCACGGCAGGGAACCCCCUGUUCAGACACUGGGAGGCCAACAUCAACUGUAGUUCCCUCAGCCAAGACGCCGGCAUCAUCAUGGACUUCAACCUUGGCAGCAUUGUCAGUGUGAUUAUGGUGGAUGGCAGCAUCGUGGAGCAGCUUCCUGAGCUGUGCAGGAAGAUGGAGAAGUGUCUGAAGUACUGGAACGACUUCAUGGACAAACAGAGAUCCCACWAUUACUACCUGAACUACUACACUGCCGAGCAGAUCYUAUACCUGUGCAGUAAGCUGACUCAGCAGAAUGUGUCGAAUUUGGAGGAACAAGUUCUCAUGAUGCUCUCCUUUGUCAAACCCAACUGCACAGCUUCCGAUCUUAGGCAAACCUGGCACACACUACAAUACGAGAUCCUCACUAACCCACCUGUGCAAAAUGAGGACGUUGACUUCCAGACUUUUGUUGAGGUGCCGAGCGGUGUACAGGGAGGUCUGGAUUUCAUUGGAGAGUUGAAUUUCUCUUCAGACAAUCUUCCAAGUCUUGUGGAGCACAUUAGCGGCUCAGGAAAGUUGGACUUGAUGUGGAACGCCUACAUGAGAGACAUGAAGUGUUUCCUCCCAGACACUCUCGACGUCCGAAGCUUUGGAAGACUGCUAGAAAUUCUGGCCAACAUAAGUGAUGAGAAUGAAGGAGACAUGACUGAUGAGAAGAAAUACAAAAGCAUUGAAAGAUUGAUGCCCAAGGGCCUGGRUAUCGGAAGUCCAAACCUCAUAGUUUCCCCACACGACGAGAUCCUGACGUCUUGCAUCUCCAUUUACAUGAGCAGCAAACACGAGCCGCUGCCCACAUACGACGAGGUCCUAUUGUGCAACUCCUCCACACCUUACGAGCAGGUGGAGCUGUUCCUCAGACGCUGCCUCACUGCCGGCUACAGAGGAGAGAAGAUUUACACCAUGCUCUACGGCGAUCAGUUGAGCUACGAAGUCAGCUCCAAGGUGGAGAGCUUUUUCCAGAAUUAAAAUGCAGAGCAGGAGGACUACAGGCUCGUGAUCAUCUGCAGCUCGGACAGAGAGCAUGCCUACCUUCCCUGCGCCUUCAGCCAGUACAGGUUACACAUGGUGCCCCAGGAACUGAGCAGCAUCCAGAGAUACCUCAAAACAAACACUACACCGGUCCCGUCAGAUCAGAGCAGUGCUGCUGCUGUGUUCAAGGACAGAAUGUUUGUUGGAGUUGUGUCGUCCAGUAGAGCUGGAGUUGGUAAGUCCCUUUACAUCAAGAGGCUGUAUGAAAAACUGAAACACUCCACCAAGAAGCCGUCACUGCUGAAAUGCAUCCGCUUGAUCGAGCCAAGGGUUGAUGAGAAUGUUAUUUUCAGUCUCCUGCUGAAUACCCCCAAGUCGAAAGAGUCAUCUUCCACUUCGAUGUCACAUCUUCAAUGCAAGUGCCAACUCCCAUUCCUGGAUGUGUUCCCAAAUGUCUUCUGCCGCCCACCAAAAGAGGUUCUAGCUGAAAUGAGGAUGCUGGAGGACCCCUCCGGUAAAGUUGAAGACCCAUUCAUGGAUGACAAAGAGUUCAGGAGUGAAGCAUACCAACGACCCUACCAGUAUCUGACGGUUUCCCAUAAUCAAAUCGACCUGGACACCUUCAUGUACAAUGGGGUGGAAGGCACCUAUGUAGAAUGUCUACAGAUGCCUUUAUGUCUGUGGCAUAAUGGCCCAUCGUGGGCCGAGUUAAGGAAUUUUGCAUGGUUCCUAAACCUUCAACUACGAGACUGUGAGACGUCAGUCUUUUGUGAUGCCUCUUUCAGGGACACCCUCCAGGGAUUCAAGAACUUUGUGGUGGACUUCAAUGAUCUGAUGGCCAAGGACUUUGCCACACCGUCCUCCAGCAUCUCUGACCAGAGCCCCGGGAGGCAGCAAAUGGACCUGACUGGGGUCAGCCGACAAGACUUGGCACCCUUCCGGAUCAGGAAGCGAUGGGAGUCAGAACCACAUCCGUACAUCUUCCUCAACGAUGACCAUGUGUCCAUGACCUUCAUUGCUCAUCUUCAGCCAACGAACAGAACUCUGUUGAGUGCCAUCGAUCCAUCCACAAGAAGGGUGAUCAAAAGAGACAUCAUGACCAGAGAGCUGUAUGAGGGUCUAAAGCUACAGAGAGUCCCUUUCAAUAUCGACUUUGACCAACUGCCCAGAGGGGAGAAGAUUGAACGCCUUUGCAACGUCUUGGGAAUCCAGUGGCCUCUUGAUCCUGACGAAACGUAUGAGCUCACCACUGACAAUAUACUGAAGAUGCURGCCAUCCACAUGCGGUUCAGGUGUGGCAUCCCAGUCAUCAUCAUGGGGGAGACAGGCUGUGGGAAGACAAGGCUCAUUAAAUUCCUAUGUGAGCUUAGGAGGAGCGGAGUGGCCACGGAGAACAUGAAGCUAGUCAAAGUUCAUGGUGGAACCAGCUCAGACAUGAUCUACACCAAAAUCCGGGAAGCAGAAGCCAUUGCGGUCACCAACAAACAAGAAUACGGCUUUGACUCUGUCCUCUUCUUUGACGAAGCCAACACCACGGAAGCCAUCAGCAGUAUCAAGGAAGUCCUCUGUGAUAAUACAGUGGAGGGAGAGUGUUUGGUGCCCCAUUGCGGCUUGCAGAUCAUCGCCGCAUGCAACCCUUACAGAAAACACACUGACGAGAUGAUUCAGAGGUUGGAGUCUGCUGGACUGGGAUAUCGAGUCCGAGCUGAAGAGACUGAUGAGAAGCUGGGCUCCAUCCCUCUCCGCCAGUUGGUGUACAGAGUCCAGGCCUUGCCCCCCAGCAUGAUACCUCUGGUGUGGGACUUUGGCCAGCUCAAUGAUCACACUGAAAAAAUGUACAUCCAGCAGAUUGUCCAGAGRGUGGUUGAGACCAACACGAUCGAUAUAGUAUACACCAGGUUGAUCGCGGAAGUCCUGUCUGCUUCGCAGAKGUACAUGCGGACGAGGAAAGACGAAUGUAGCUUCGUAAGUCUGAGGGAUGUAGAACGUUGCAUGCAAGCCUUUGUGUGGUUCUACAAAAACCAUGCSAUGCUGCUUGCWGAGCUAAAUCAGUAUCAGAGAAAUCAAAACGCAGAGAGGAGUGAGAGGAACCAGAGGGAGCCAGAAGCAAGAGACCCAGUCUUGUGGUCUGUAGUGAUGGCUCUGGGAGUAUGCUACCAUGCCUGCUUGGAAAACAAGGACAAGUACAGACAGAGAAUCUGCAAAUACCUCACUGAAACCUACACCCCUUUGAAAGUGAUGCAGGAGAUCUCCCUCAUGCAGGAUCUCCUUCUGAGCGGAGUGCCCUUGGGGGAAACUAUUGCACGAAACAACGCUCUGAAAGAGAAUGUCUUCAUGAUGGUGGUCUGUAUAGAGCUGAGAAUCCCCCUCUUCUUGGUGGGGAAACCUGGGAGUUCAAAAUCUCURUCUAAAACCUUGGUGGCAGACGCCAUGCAGGGCCAAGCCGCACACUCUGACCUCUACAAAAGGCUUAAGCAGAUUCACCUGGUGUCCUUCCAGUGCAGCCCUCACUCCACACCGGAGGGCAUCAUCAACACGUUCAAGCAAUGUGGUCGCUUCCAGGAGGGGAAGAACCUGAAGGAGUAUAUAUCUGUGGUGGUGCUGGAUGAGAUUGGCUUGGCUGAGGAUUCRCCCAAAAUGCCCCUGAAAACCCUCCAUCCUCUGCUAGAAGAGGGAUGCAUYGAUGAUGAGCCUCUACCGCACAAAAAGGUUGGAUUCAUUGGCAUCUCCAACUGGGCUUUGGAUCCUGCGAAGAUGAAUAGAGGCAUUUUCGUCUCACGUGGCGACCCCGACGAGAAAGAGCUGA
Molecule: messenger RNA, 7147 nt
Organism: Salvelinus sp. IW2-2015
Lineage: Eukaryota; Metazoa; Chordata; Actinopteri; Salmoniformes; Salmonidae
Source: RefSeq, a predicted model, not a curated record